GCUGAGGACAGAAUAAGUAACCAGUCGGGUUCAGAGCACACCUGCAGGACACUGUCCCCAAGAGCUAAGGAGGCGUUCUUGAGACGACUUGAGCUGAGGGCUCCACACUCUGCUGCUGCUCUUCUUCUACAUAUCACAGGGAAACUAGACCACCAUGAAAUUUACGUUCUAUCUGUGUAUCCUUGCUGGGGCAUCUUUCUUCGCUCACUCGUCUGUCCAGAAAGAAGACCCUGCUCCCUACUUGGUAUACCUCAAAUCUCACUUUAAUCCUUGUGUGGGUGUCCUCAUCAAAACUGAUUGGGUUCUAGCCCCAGCUCACUGCUACUUACCGAAUCUGAAAGUAAUGCUGGGAAACUUCAAGAGCAGAGUCAGAGACGGCACAGAGCAGACGAUCAACCCUAUCCAGAUCAUUCGCUACUGGAACUACAAUGACACCUCCCCACAGGAUGACCUCAUGCUCAUUAAACUGGCCAAGCCUGCCGCCCUUAACCACAAAGUCCAGCCCCUGGCCCUUGCUACCAGCAAUAUCCGGCCAGGAACCGUCUGUCUGCUGUCAGGUUUGGACUGGAGCCAGGAAAACAGUGGCAGACAUCCUGACCUACGGCAGAACCUAGAGGCCCCGGUGAUGUCCGACAAAGAGUGCCAAAAAACUGAACAAGGGAGAAACCACAGGAACUCCUUGUGUGUUAAAUUUAUCAAAGUAUUCAGCAGAAUUUUUGGGGAGGUGGCUGUCGCUACGGUCCUCUGCAAGAACAAACUCCAGGGAAUCGAGGUCGGUCACUUCAUGGGAGGGGACGUCGGCAUCUACACCAACGUUUACAAAUACGUGUCCUGGAUUGAGACAACCACCAAGGACAAGAAACACUGAGACGGCACUUCUCCCUCUGCACCUGCUGGCUCUGCUUUUAACUAAAUAGGCUCAUAUUCUCCUUACCCUCGAAAUAAAUCUCCAAAUUAAAAUCUCUGGGCACAGGAGA
This is a messenger RNA of Oryctolagus cuniculus (rabbit), 977 nucleotides long. RefSeq names its product serine protease 37 (gene PRSS37). Gene Ontology annotation, molecular function: serine-type endopeptidase activity. Gene Ontology annotation, cellular component: acrosomal vesicle. Gene Ontology annotation, biological process: positive regulation of acrosome reaction; proteolysis. NCBI's taxonomy places the organism in Eukaryota, Metazoa, Chordata, Mammalia, Lagomorpha, Leporidae. The record is from RefSeq and is a predicted model, not a curated record.